Mangifera indica (mango) is the source of this 798-nucleotide messenger RNA. Its product is annotated as tetraspanin-19-like. The coding region runs from base 104 to 544 and encodes 146 amino acids. The record is from RefSeq and is a predicted model, not a curated record. The transcript is spliced from 5 exons. Lineage: Eukaryota; Viridiplantae; Streptophyta; Magnoliopsida; Sapindales; Anacardiaceae. Gene Ontology annotation, cellular component: membrane.
UUGUUGUAGAGGAAAAAGAAAACAAACAAUUAGAACAUAGAAAGAAACUCCCCCAAGAUCUCCUGUAUCAGCUAGCUGCUGUUGACUGUUGUUUGUAGAAGAAAUGGCAAGAAUUGCAAGAGCUUAUCCGCAGUCAUUCCUGAAAGCUGUGAAUUUGGUAAUAGGAAUGGUUGGUAUUGCCAUGAUCCUUUAUGGUUUAUGGAUAAUCAGAGUUUGGCAAAGAGACAUGCAAGAUUCAUCCUUUGAGGAUUCCAACUCUACUGCUCCACGGUUUAUAUACAAAUUUCUUGUCAUUGGUGUCUCCUAUUGCCAUAUAGCAGGCCUUGGUCAUAUUGCCGCUGAUAGUGCAAAUCGGUUUUGCCUUUCUUGUUAUAUGACGGUUAUCUUUUUGCUUCUCCUUUUGGAGAGUGCUAUGACAGCUGAUAUACUGCUAAAUUUUUACCGGGAGAAGGAUUUACCUGAUGAUCCAACAGGGAGGUUUCAGGAUUUCAAAGAAUUUGUUACUUCGAUAUCUUCAUAUAGAUGGGCAUUUAGAUCAUCGUAACACGGGCAAACAAGUAAAGGCAAUAGCAAGAUAUUUUCCUAAUACUGGGGAUGACUGCGAAGAUGAAAGCACGAUUAGAACAGCAGAUUCAGUCUGAAGGCAGAAGUUGACAAUGAUAUGAUAGUUUUUACUGGAGCAGCUUGACUGUGAUAUAAGCAAAUACUCGUAGUUUUAAUGCAUCCCUUGUUUUGCUUAAUUAUACCACUUAAUUUUGCUACAACAUUUGAAAUUUUGCAGUAGUCACAUUUACCAAU